AUGGCUUUGAUUUACACAAAGAUGUUCAUCAUAAUAACCAUAACUGCUGCUAUAUUGGCAACUGGAUCGAGCAAUGCAGACUUUCGAAAGGGUCCCGGAAAUUGGAACUUUGGGUUCAAUCAUACCAAUGAUCCAUUUAGACACACGAAUCCAAUUCAAAACGAUAGAAGGAUUAUUGUCGGUGGAUCUGAAAAUUGGCAUUUCGGGUUUAAUUACACUGAAUGGGCUAGGACGAAUGCUCCAUUCUUCUUCAAUGACACUCUAGUAUUCAAAUUUGAUCCACCUAGCGAUAGCAAUGCACAUCCACAUAGCAUUUAUUUGCUACCGAAUUUAUGGAGUUUUUUGAGGUGCGACCUAAGAUGGGCGAAACGCGUUGCAAACACAUCACAAGGCGGAGGAGAAGGGUUUGAGUUUGUGCUCAACAAGUGGAAGCCAUAUUACUUCGCUUGUGGAGAAAGUAACGGUUUCCAUUGUCAAUCAGGAAUGAAAUUUUUUGUAAUGCCAUUGUUUCGUUGGUACUAGUCCUUUAAACGUUUGAUUUGGUACACUUGAAGAAAGAUGAAUCAGUUGUUUUUGUUUUAGGUUUUUGCCAAUUUAAAAAAUAAGAAAAUAAGUGAAUUUUGAUUGUAUUAAGUACACG
Cynara cardunculus var. scolymus (artichoke) is the source of this 640-nucleotide messenger RNA. RefSeq lists its product as uncharacterized. Bases 1 to 522 code for a protein of 173 amino acids. Lineage: Eukaryota; Viridiplantae; Streptophyta; Magnoliopsida; Asterales; Asteraceae. The record is from RefSeq and is a predicted model, not a curated record. Gene Ontology annotation, molecular function: electron transfer activity. The transcript has 2 exons.